Myotis brandtii (Brandt's bat) is the source of this 1367-nucleotide messenger RNA. It is a transcript of the gene NEK7, whose product is annotated as NIMA-related kinase 7. Gene Ontology annotation, biological process: protein phosphorylation. The record is from RefSeq and is a predicted model, not a curated record. NCBI's taxonomy places the organism in Eukaryota, Metazoa, Chordata, Mammalia, Chiroptera, Vespertilionidae. The coding region runs from base 128 to 1312 and encodes 394 amino acids. The transcript is spliced from 10 exons. Gene Ontology annotation, molecular function: ATP binding; protein kinase activity.
GUGCCUGCGUGUGAACACAUACAAACAGGCUGGACUUGAGACUGAUCUGCAGGCUUCCGAAAACCCGAGCUCUAGGCUUGUCUCCUCGUGCAGUCCUGGAGCUCUGACGGUCCUCUUCCUUCGGACGAUGGAUGAGCAGUCGCAAGGCCUGCAGGGGCCGCCUGUCCCCCAGUUCCAGCCCCAGAAGGCCUUGCGGCCGGAUAUGGGCUACAACACGCUGGCCAACUUUCGGAUAGAGAAGAAGAUCGGCCGCGGGCAGUUCAGUGAGGUGUACCGGGCGGCCUGCCUGCUGGACGGCGUCCCGGUGGCUCUGAAGAAGGUGCAGAUAUUUGACUUAAUGGACGCCAAAGCCCGUGCCGACUGCAUCAAAGAAAUAGACCUGCUCAAGCAACUCAACCAUCCCAACGUGAUUAAAUAUUAUGCGUCAUUCAUUGAAGAUAACGAACUCAACAUAGUUUUGGAAUUAGCCGAUGCUGGUGACCUAUCCAGGAUGAUAAAGCACUUUAAGAAGCAGAAGCGGCUGAUCCCGGAGAGGACGGUGUGGAAGUACUUCGUGCAGCUGUGCAGCGCCCUGGAGCACAUGCACUCCCGCCGCGUCAUGCACCGAGAUAUCAAACCGGCCAACGUGUUCAUCACGGCCACGGGCGUGGUCAAGCUCGGGGACCUGGGCCUCGGCCGCUUCUUCAGCUCCAAGACCACCGCGGCGCACUCCUUAGGCUGCCCCUGCACCUGCCUCCCCUCCUUCUCACUGGGUGUGUUUUGCAGUGGGCACCCCAUACUACAUGUCUCCCGAGAGAAUACACGAAAACGGCUACAACUUCAAGUCGGACAUCUGGUCUCUGGGCUGCCUGCUGUACGAGAUGGCCGCCCUGCAGAGCCCCUUCUACGGCGACAAGAUGAACCUGUACUCGCUGUGCAAGAAGAUCGAGCAGUGCGACUCCCCGCCGCUGCCUUCCGACCACUACUCGGAGGAGCUCCGGCAGCUGGUGAACAUGUGCAUCAACCCCGACCCCGAGAAGCGGCCGGACAUCGCCUACGUGUACGACGUGGCCAAGCGGAUGCACGCGUGCACCGCGAGCAGCUGAGCCGGGGCGUGGACAGCCCAGCGCCCCAGAGCCUCUCCUGCAGCUCAGACCCCGGCGUCGGUCUGGGGGCGAGACGACUCCUCAGAGCUCGGCGCUUGGAACCCUUCCCCGUUUUCAGAUCAGCUUCAUUGUCCCCAUGUCAGUCGCCUUCCUGCAAACCCAGUGACUUGGGAGUAAUCGGAUUGCAUGUUGGGAGAGUGAGCGGCACAGGAUGGUUCUCGGGCUGAAGAUGGGAGACUCAGCGAGGUUUCUCCUGACGACUCGUGUGGGGACCGACUCUCA